GCAGGAGUGGCAUAUUCGCUGAAAAUGGAGGGAAAGGACGCGUGUGCAGUGACUUACUUUGGAGAUGGGACCACAAGCGAGGGAGAUUUCCACGCGGGCCUAAAUUUUGCAGCUGUGAUGGAUGCCCCCGUGGUGUUCAUAUGCCGUAACAAUGGGUGGGCCAUCAGCACCCCUGUCGCGGAGCAGUUCCGAAGUGAUGGGAUUGUGAGCAAGGGAAAAGGGUAUGGGAUCACAAGUAUUCGCGUGGACGGAAAUGAUGCCCUUGCUGUCUACAAUGCCAUCCGUGUUGCUCGCGAAAUGGCAAUCAAGAAACAAGCCCCCAUACUUGUUGAGGCACUGACAUAUCGUGUAUCUCACCAUUCGACAUCGGAUGACUCCACAAAGUACCGGCCCACACAAGAGAUAGAGCACUGGAAGACAACGCGGAGCCCGGUGGCCAGGUUCAGAAAAUGGGUAGAGAAGGAGGGAUGGUGGAACGACGAGAAGGAAUCUCAACUUCGCCGGGAUAUGAGGAAACAAGUUUUAGAAGCAAUUCAAGAAGCAGAGGGGAUGGAGAAACCUUCGCUGUCGGAGUUGUUCGCGGAUGUUUAUGACCAUCUGCCUCCAAACCUUAAAGAGCAGGAGAGGUCAUUAAGAGACAUUGUAAAGAGACACCCCAAGGACUACCCCGCCGAUGUCCCCGUGUAGGACACCCUAUCAUAGUAACUAUUUUGGAAACAGUGUGGUGGCAUGUCAUUGUUUGUGUGUGUAUCCUUUCAUUUUUAGACUGGGUUCAACUUACUUUAAGGACUUAGCUUGGUGAUGAUCAUUAUCAAUUGAUACCAUACUCCCUCGGCCAUCUUGGUUUCUUGCAGUAUUGACCUGCAAAGAAAAGUAAGAGGACCAAUCAAGAAGAUAUGUAGAUAUAAGAUCAAGAUGGAAAUUCUUUUUUCUGCAGGUCAAUACUGCAAGAAAACAGGGUGAUACAG
Molecule: messenger RNA, 968 nt
Organism: Cuscuta campestris
Lineage: Eukaryota; Viridiplantae; Streptophyta; Magnoliopsida; Solanales; Convolvulaceae
Source: the annotation of a GenBank genome assembly